GAGAAAUCAUGUUAAGCCGGUCUGACAUUUAAAUGACAACUAAAAGAUAAACAUUCUUAUCAAGUGAAGGCGUUGAUACAACUAAAAAUAAAAUAAACUUAAAAUACUUAAAAUGUCGAUCAACCUUAAAAAACACCAAGAAAAUAUAAUCAAUGCUUGGAAAGAUGUUCUAGACGAAAAAUCUUCUACAGAUUGGGCUUUAUUCGGGUAUGAUGGUCAAAGUAACGACCUAAAAGUUGUUUCUACUGGAAAUGGGGGCUUAGAUGAACUCGUUGAUGAAAUGAAUAGCAGUAAAAUUAUGUAUGCAUUUUUAAAAGUGACUGAUCCACAAACUAGUCUACACAAAUAUGUUUUUAUAAAUUGGCAGGGAGAAGGUGCCCCAGUAGUUAGAAAAGGUACCUGUGCUGGUCAUGUUGGUGAAGUUGCGCGAUUGCUUCAUGGAGCACAUGCUACAUUGCAUGCCCGUGCGGAAGAAGAUUUAGAUCAUGAUAGAAUCAUAAAACUUGUUGCAACAGGAGCUUCCAGAUAUGAUUUCAAAGCCCCAAGACAAGAACCUGAACCUUGCAAACCUGUUACUAGCACAUAUAAGAGAAUAAUACCAAGUCUAGAAAUUAACUCAAAGGAGCGUAAUUCCUUCUGGCAAAAGGAACAGGAAAAUGAGAAAAAAAGGUUUGAAGCAGAAGCACAGAAAAAAAUUUGGCUAGUCAACAGUAAACAAAAAAUAAUUGAAGCAAAACAACAUCGAGAAGAAGAAAGUAAUAAUGUCAGCAAAGAUAAAAAGCUAACACCUACAGAGGAAGCUAAAACUAUAAUACAAUCAAACAGAUCAAUUGCUAAUAGUAGAGCUAUUUUUGAGAAAGCCAGCACUCCACAAUUGCAAAAGAACCCAGCACCAGCCAAGCCUUUACGAAAUUCAAUAGUUCAGAGAUCUAUAGCUGCUUUGGCAGCAACUGCUGAAGUUAAAAGUAAUCACUCUUCAGAAGUAGUAGAAGAAAAUAAAGAAAAUAUAAAAGACUUUAAAGAAAGUACUAAAGACAUUGAUAAUACAUUCCAAAAUCAACCUGAAAAUGUUGCCACAAAUUGUGCUGAAAGUGCAGACAAUGAUAUAAAAGCAUCUUCUAAUGAUGAUUGCCAGAACUAUGAUUGUAAUUCAGAAACAGAAGAUGAAAAGUAUUCUACUAUUAAAAGAACUCCGCAAAGUAACAAAGUUAUUGAAAAUGAAGUUGUUAAACAAGUUGAUGAAAUUGCUGCUUUAGAAGUGAUAGGACAAAAUAAUGAAGAUGAAUUAGUUUACAAAACUACAGAUUCAGAAGUAUAUGACUUAUAUAAUGACUAUGGAGAUUUAGGACUGAAAGCUAGAGCUUUAUAUGAUUAUCAAGCAGCUGAUGAGACUGAAAUUACCUUUGAUCCUGGUGAUAUUAUAACACAUAUUGAUUGUAUUGAUGAGGGAUGGUGGCAAGGAUUAGCCCCUGAUGGCGCUUUUGGUUUAUUUCCUGCUAACUAUGUAGAAAUUAUACAAUAAAUGACAUUAUUUUAUGAAAGAACAAUAGAUUAGACAUACUCCAUAACUUUAAGAAACCUGAAAUGUGAGGCCAAAGUAUUUUUAAAUAUUUCUCUAUACAACCCUCAACUCCAUUAGCUUCUGAAGGUAUUCAAAUAUUUUAACGGGAAUAAGUAUUAUAGAAAUUAUAUUUCAAAGUAUACCUUAUUAAUCAAAGUAUAAUAUACAUG
Ctenocephalides felis (cat flea) is the source of this 1731-nucleotide messenger RNA. Its product is annotated as drebrin-like protein. Gene Ontology annotation, molecular function: actin filament binding. The record is from RefSeq and is a predicted model, not a curated record. The transcript is spliced from 8 exons. Gene Ontology annotation, cellular component: postsynaptic density; actin filament; cortical actin cytoskeleton. Lineage: Eukaryota; Metazoa; Arthropoda; Insecta; Siphonaptera; Pulicidae. The coding region runs from base 113 to 1522 and encodes 469 amino acids. Gene Ontology annotation, biological process: positive regulation of dendritic spine morphogenesis; positive regulation of axon extension; regulation of actin filament polymerization.